CCCUACGAACAUGAAUAUACGGUGUAUCAUAAGUUAGCAAGUCAACCUGCAUAUUCGAAGAGAGGUGAACUUCGAGUGAUCCCUUCUAUGGCUGUUGCCCAAUACGUAGACGCUAAGAAUGCUUUGUACGUGAAUAAGGGUGAAGAUGAGAUCUAUUUUAUAAAAAUUGUUGAUAACGAGAACACGGAACAAUCCUAUUUGUCGUUUACGAAAUUAUGUCUGCUAUGGGCAUCUAAAUUUGAAGAUGAGAUCAUAAUUCACCUGGAUAGUUCGAAUAAUUUGUAUCAUUUUGACUACUAUACGGCCGUGGACCAUUGCAAUGGAACCGAAAUGGAUGACGCUCGUUUCAAGACCACAGUACAAACAAUUAAAUCAAUACCUGGACCUCGUCCUAAAUUACAUGGACCUGUACCAGUAGCAGAGGAUGGAACAGUAAUCGGUCCACCCCCAGAGAAGAGCUUUAUACAGAAAUAUUGGGUAUACAUCCUGCCACUUAUUCUUAUAAUGCUAGUUAAUAGCGCACCACCUGAAGAAGGUCGGGAAGGUCAAGGCGGACAAUCUGGGCAAGGAGGAAAUCGACCUGCGCGUGGAUAA
This is a messenger RNA of Paraglomus occultum, 594 nucleotides long. Lineage: Eukaryota; Fungi; Glomeromycota; Glomeromycetes; Paraglomerales; Paraglomeraceae. The record is from the annotation of a GenBank genome assembly.